GUGGGAUAUCACACGAGGUCGUUUAAAGUCAGUCUAGCUAUGUGACGGAGAUGGACAGUUGGUGAAAUAAAAUUAAGUUCGUCAGAAUGAGUAUUGCUAAAGGUUGUGUUUUCUGUAUUGCUAUGGUGGCAGGAUGGCUUAUCAGUUAUUCAUUUGGUAUCGAAGAUGCCUUGCUAAGUAACAGUGAAACUCAGGAUUGGGUAAGCCAGAAUGAACAAGAUGAUUCCUAUAGUGCUGCCAUAAGCCAAGACAGACAAAGAGUUGCUCGAGCUAUUUCCGACCCUAGAAGGAACUGUAACACAUGGGCAGAGUGGGUAAAUGAAAAUCAUCCUUCACUGCCGCAUAAAGAGGAUAAGGAAUUCAUCUCACAGAGGACCAGGCAGGAGUUCUGUCCUUCAGGGAAGAUAAGCAAGUUCGAAUGCAAGGAUGACAAAGGGGAACCAUUUCAAAGGAACUUCACUUCGUUGGACGGAACGUUUUUCAUCUCUUGUUAUGACAUCAAUGUUGGAGUGAUCUGCACAAUUUCGAAUACAUCCAGUGCAUACAUAAAGCACUGUCCGGAUAUGUCGAUCAGAUAUUAUUGCUCGUGUCCAGCCCUACAUACUGAUCAUACAAUAUCAGGCAAGUUUGUUUGUUUUAAUUUAUUCAUAUUUAACUACAGUAUUUAUGGUAUUUUCACAACUGAUCUGCCUUUUAGUUAG
Mercenaria mercenaria is the source of this 701-nucleotide messenger RNA. RefSeq lists its product as uncharacterized. The record is from RefSeq and is a predicted model, not a curated record. Bases 87 to 701 code for a protein of 204 amino acids. The transcript is spliced from 3 exons. Lineage: Eukaryota; Metazoa; Mollusca; Bivalvia; Venerida; Veneridae.